CUCGCACCCUGGCCUGCUCCGCACCCGCUGCCCUUGCGCUCGUCGUCGCCCUCGUCAUCACCCUCCUCGUCUCCCCCUCCUCCUCCCCCUCCUCAACGUCGUCCACCCUCGCCAUGUCGACCAAGGCCGCGCUCAAGAUCGUGCCGCGCAAGCACGCCGCUCGAGGCCAUGCCCACCACGGCUGGCUCAAGACGUUCCACACCUUUUCGUUCGCCUCGUACUACGACCCUGCCUUUAGCGCAUGGGGACCGCUGCGCGUCAUCAACGAGGACCGAGUCGACGCCGGGACCGGGUUUGGCACGCACCAGCACCGCGAGUUCGAGAUCUGGUCCUACAUCGUCGACGGCGAGCUCGAGCACAAGGACUCGAUGGGCAACCUCGAGAUCAUUAGGCGCGGCGACAUCCAGAUGACGUCGGCCGGCACGGGCAUCGCGCACAGCGAGUACAACCGCAACCCGAAGCAGGACGUGCACUUUCUCCAGAUCUGGGGCCUGCCGAGCACGCGCGGCCUCUCGCCAAAGUACUACAACCGCCGCUGUUCCGAUGCCGACAAGCGCGACCAGCUCGUCAAGGUCGUCGCACCCGCCGACUCGGAGGGCGUCAGCGACGAGCGCGACGCCGAGGGCCCUGCGCCGGUGCACGCCAGCCUGAGCAUGUACGCCUCGAUCCUGUCGCCCAAGUCGUCGGUCAAGCACACGCUCGCGGCGUCGACGACCAAGGCGUACGUGCACGCGAUCAUGCGCAGCGGGUACCGCGGUCCGACCGUCGCGGCGAGCGACAAGUUCGAGGACGGCGGCGCUCGGGUGCAGCUCAACGGUGGGCUCAUGCUCGAAGAGGGCGACGGCGCGUUCGUGACGGUCGUCGGCGGGACCGACUCGGCGGCGAGGGAGGUCGAGCUGCGCAACGUCGGCGAGCGCGACGCCGAGUUCCUCCUGUUCGAGAUGAGCGACUAGCCGCUCUCCGUACCAUGUCUCCUUGCACUGCAGCUCGUUCUUGCC
Messenger RNA from Rhodotorula graminis WP1, 998 nucleotides. RefSeq lists its product as uncharacterized. NCBI's taxonomy places the organism in Eukaryota, Fungi, Basidiomycota, Microbotryomycetes, Sporidiobolales, Sporidiobolaceae. The coding region runs from base 114 to 953 and encodes 279 amino acids. The transcript has 5 exons. The record is from RefSeq and is a predicted model, not a curated record.